CCUCCACCACUUCUCUUCUCUUCUGAACAUAAAAACCAAACACACACUCAAUUCACAAACAGAGAAAUAAAAGAAAUUGAAGCUAAAAGAAAAGAAAAUGAGCACAGCAAGAUUCAUCAAGUGUGUGACGGUCGGAGAUGGAGCUGUGGGGAAGACUUGUAUGCUAAUUUCAUAUACCAGCAAUACUUUUCCUACGGAUUACGUUCCGACAGUUUUUGACAAUUUCAGUGCGAAUGUGGUGGUCGAUGGAAGUACUGUCAAUCUCGGCCUGUGGGAUACUGCUGGGCAGGAAGAUUACAACAGGCUUCGGCCUUUGAGUUACAGAGGAGCAGAUGUGUUUUUAUUGGCAUUUUCCCUAAUAAGCAAGGCCAGUUACGAGAACAUUUACAAAAAGUGGCUUUCGGAGCUGAAACAUUAUGCGCCUAGCAUCCCCAUUGUGCUCGUCGGAACCAAAUUAGAUUUGAGGGAUGACAAGCAGUUCUUAAAAGAUCAUCCAGGAGCAGCUUCUAUAACAACUGCUCAGGGAGAAGACCUAAGAAAGAUGAUUGGAGCUGUCAGGUACUUAGAAUGCAGCUCCAAAACCCAACAGAAUGUGAAGGCAGUGUUUGAUACAGCGAUUCGGGUAGCGUUAAGGCCACCAAAGGCAAAAAAGAAGAUAAAGCCAUUGAGGACCAAGAGAUCACGAACAUGCUUUUUCUUUUAAAAUUUCAUCAUUUAAAUAAAAAUAAUAUACACAUGUAUUUCAAUUUUUUUUCUUAUAUUUGUAAUGACAAAAGGGAUUCAUUAGCCAUAAACAAUUUCUGCCACAUGUUAUCUCUCUCUUCUCUUUUGCGUAUCAUUCUAUGAAUCCAUUAUAAAUACAUUUAUAUGUUCCAAAAAAGGGAUAUGUUUUCCCAA
Messenger RNA from Raphanus sativus (radish), 897 nucleotides. RefSeq names its product rac-like GTP-binding protein ARAC2. The transcript has 7 exons. Gene Ontology annotation, biological process: actin filament organization; establishment or maintenance of cell polarity; regulation of actin cytoskeleton organization. The record is from RefSeq and is a predicted model, not a curated record. The coding region runs from base 98 to 703 and encodes 201 amino acids. Gene Ontology annotation, molecular function: GTP binding; GTPase activity; protein kinase binding. Gene Ontology annotation, cellular component: nucleus; cytoskeleton; cell cortex. Lineage: Eukaryota; Viridiplantae; Streptophyta; Magnoliopsida; Brassicales; Brassicaceae.